AUGAAUGAACAGGUGCGGACGAGGGUUGAGAAAGACAUUAUAGUUGUGAUGUACACGGCGGGCGUUAUGGAAGCGGAGGACUACAUGGAUCUCUGGGACCUGAUUUACGAGCUCCCUCAUAUGGCAGACGACUUUGAUGAGUCCGUGUCCGAUGGGUUCCAUGCGGAUGGUGCAUCCCAGCCCGGUGGAUCCGAUAACUCCAAUGAUUCUGGCGAAUCCGGUGGGUCUGGCGAGCGUGAGGAGCCCAAUGGACUUGACGGUUCUAAGGAGUUCGACCAGUUUACUCCGUUUGAUGUGCCGGAAACGUCUGACGAGUUUCAUGGGUCUUAUGAGCCGGACGACUGA
Coniosporium apollinis CBS 100218 is the source of this 345-nucleotide messenger RNA. RefSeq lists its product as uncharacterized. NCBI's taxonomy places the organism in Eukaryota, Fungi, Ascomycota, Dothideomycetes. Bases 1 to 345 code for a protein of 114 amino acids. The transcript has a single exon. The record is from RefSeq and is a predicted model, not a curated record.